UUUUUCACUCCCCGCAUUCACUUCGAACUCGUCUUAGUGAACUAUCAACAUGAGCGGAAGAGGAAAGGGAGGCAAAGGACUCGGAAAAGGAGGCGCCAAGCGUCACCGCAAAGUGCUCCGUGAUAACAUCCAGGGAAUCACCAAGCCCGCCAUUCGCCGCCUGGCUCGUCGUGGCGGAGUCAAGCGUAUCUCUGGUCUUAUCUACGAAGAGACCCGCGGUGUGCUCAAGGUCUUCUUGGAGAAUGUCAUCCGUGACGCCGUGACCUACACCGAACACGCCAAGAGGAAGACGGUGACCGCCAUGGACGUCGUCUACGCUCUGAAGAGACAGGGCAGAACCCUGUACGGAUUCGGAGGAACUAUCAACAUGAGCGGAAGAGGAAAGGGAGGCAAAGGACUCGGAAAAGGAGGCGCCAAACGUCACCGCAAAGUGCUCCGUGAUAACAUCCAGGGAAUCACCAAGCCCGCCAUUCGCCGCCUGGCUCGUCGUGGUGGAGUCAAGCGUAUCUCUGGUCUCAUCUACGAAGAGACCCGCGGUGUGCUCAAGGUCUUCUUGGAGAAUGUCAUCCGUGACGCCGUGACCUACACCGAACACGCCAAGAGGAAGACGGUGACCGCCAUGGACGUGGUCUACGCUCUGAAGAGACAGGGCAGAACCCUGUACGGAUUCGGAGGUUAAACUGCAGCGCCAGCAUCACCAACAACAACGGUCCUUUUAAGGGCCAC
This is a messenger RNA of Oryzias melastigma (Indian medaka), 726 nucleotides long. RefSeq lists its product as uncharacterized. Bases 50 to 679 code for a protein of 209 amino acids. Gene Ontology annotation, cellular component: nucleosome. The transcript has 2 exons. NCBI's taxonomy places the organism in Eukaryota, Metazoa, Chordata, Actinopteri, Beloniformes, Adrianichthyidae. Gene Ontology annotation, biological process: nucleosome assembly. Gene Ontology annotation, molecular function: protein heterodimerization activity; DNA binding; structural constituent of chromatin. The record is from RefSeq and is a predicted model, not a curated record.